AUCUCAAGACGGAUAAUACAAGCCGAAUGCUGCGCUGUGAGGUCGCGAGGCGACACAUACUAACUAACGCACUUCUCGGGCUCAAACGCGAUAAAAGAACAGCGGUGUGGAUGAAUCAUAUCAGUAUAACGUGGGAGUUUGCAACAACCAGACUGGCAGCAUCCUCUAGUCCAUUGCCAAGGCUACGUUCCAUCCAACAUCAAGAUCAUCUAACUCGUUCCUUCAUUGUCUACGACGGUUCAGUGAAUCGACGCAACCGCCAUGAUUGACGCGUGGACCAUAACCGUGGCCCUGCUCGCCGCAGGCGCGGUGGCGGCCUAUUAUUACCUGAAAAGUGUGCACAGUUUCUUCAAAGACACCGGAAUUCCGGUGGCGCAGACGUUGCCAAUUCUCGGCAACUCGUGGAAGGUAUUCAUGCAAAAAUCCUCCUUCGCCGAGACGAUUCAAGAACUUUACAACACCUACCCCGAAGCGAAAUACAUGGGGUACUUCGACUUCCUCACGCCGACGAUCAUGAUCCGCGACCUGGACCUGAUAAAGUCCAUCACGGUGAAGAACUUCGACCACUUCCAAGAUCACCGCUCACCGCCGGACGUAUCGGAGCCGUUGUUCACCAAGAACCUAUUCUCCCUACGGGGAGACCAAUGGAAAGAAAUGAGGAACAUGCUGAGCCCAGCCUUCACGUCCAGCAAGAUGAAAGCGAUGUACCAUUUGAUGCACGACUGCGCGGUACGGUACGGGGAGAUUCUGGUCACGUUGCCCGCGGAGAAGAGGUCCGUAGAGCUGAAGGACGCGUUCGCCAGGUAUACGAACGACGUGAUCGCCACUUGCGCGUUCGGGCUGACCGUAGACUCCAUGACACACCGCACCAACAAGUUCUACGUAUACGGCAGGAAAGCCAUGACCUUCGGCAUUUGGCGGACGUUGAAGUUCUUCAUGAUACGCGGUCUACCUUUCCUAACCAAUGCGCUCGGCAUAAGGCUGACCAGCAGAAAGAUAUCCGACUUCUUCUACGACUUGGUGUCGUCCACCAUUAAAACCAGAGACGAGCAGGGCAUCGUCCGACCGGACAUGCUUCAGUUGAUGAUGGAGACUAGAGGGAAGUUAGGGCCGGGCAAGGAACUGACGAUCGAGGACAUGACCGCGCAGGCGUUCAUCUUCUUCGCCGGUGGGUUCGAGAGCAGUUCGACCCUCAUGUGCUUCGCUGCUUACGAGAUCGGAGUGAAUCCGGACAUUCAACGGAGGCUGCAGGAGGAGAUCGACGAGGUGCUGCAGAGUAAUAAUGGAAAGGUGUCUUACGAAGCUAUCAAUGACAUGAAGUAUCUGGACGCUAUUAUAAGCGAAGCUCUGAGGAAGUACCCGGUGGCCGCUUUUGUGGACAGAGUUUGCACGAAACCUUUCGAGCUGCCGCCGGCACUGCCAGGGGGGAAACCGCAUCUGGUCAAGAAGGGCGAAUACCUCGCGAUACCGAUUUACGGGGUGCAGUUGGAUCCUCAGUACUACGAGGAGCCGACGAAGUUCAAUCCGGACCGGUUCCUCGACGAUUCGAAGAAGAUCCUGAACUCUCCGAUAUUUUUGAGCUUCGGCAUGGGUCCGAGGAUGUGCAUCGGCAACAGGUUCGCGCUUCUGGAGACCAAGGCCUUGCUGUUCAACGUGUUCGCUCGGUGUGACUUCAAGCCUAACGAGAGGACACCUAUACCGAUGAAGUUGAGCAAGAAGGGGUUCCAAAUGUCAGCCGAAGGUGGAUUUUGGUUCGAUGUCGUACCGAGGAAGACUGUCAACCACGUGCUUGUCAGUUCUACGUCGAAUGGUAGUGUUAGAUGUUAACUGUAACUUUGGAACGUAUUUCUAGAUAACGAUUUCUUAUUUCUGUAAUAAUUCACUUAUGAUCACAUGAUUGUUUAUAUCAUGCAGGUGAUAGCGUUCCAUGCACAUGGUGAAAUGUAAAUCAGGAAAAGUAUUAAACACACUCGUGUAAUUUUUUAAUAACAUUGCAAGAUAGCUCUUUACGCUUUACCUACUGAAGACUUGUAAAAAUAAUUUUCUUUCAAAUUAUAAGCCUGAGAGAAAUAUUAGUUUAUAUAAAUAAGACUCGUUGACGAAUGCUUAUAAUUGUCAUUGUCAUUGACAGAUGUAUUGAGAAAUCGUUUGUUGUUAACAAACGUUUGUUGUUGACUUUUGUAAACUACUUAAGUAACCGCCACGCUGAUUGAUAGUGUUAAUUAGUAGUUGUUGUGAUAAACGUAGGUGCUUUAAUGUUACCUACUCGAAUAAGAAAACUUUUACGAAGAACGAUUUUAGAUAUAACUAUAAAUUAUAUGAUUAGCUUUAUGAAGAAAGUGAUUCAUUUCUAGUAAAGCAAGUAAUCAAACAGUCCCUUAUAAUCUUAAGAACUCUUCAUUAUUUAUACCUAUUAUUUCAAAACGUUUAUGAAAAUAAAGGUUACUGCAUAACUAA
This is a messenger RNA of Nomia melanderi (Alkali bee), 2457 nucleotides long. The record is from RefSeq and is a predicted model, not a curated record. Lineage: Eukaryota; Metazoa; Arthropoda; Insecta; Hymenoptera; Halictidae.